Molecule: messenger RNA, 933 nt
Organism: Saccostrea cuccullata (small rock oyster)
Lineage: Eukaryota; Metazoa; Mollusca; Bivalvia; Ostreida; Ostreidae
Product: spastin-like
Exons: 4
Coding region: 36-365 (109 amino acids)
Cellular component (GO): microtubule cytoskeleton
Molecular function (GO): ATP hydrolysis activity
Source: RefSeq, a predicted model, not a curated record
UUGACAGGAGGUUUGCUAAAAGAGUUUAUGUAAAGAUGCCUGGAAAAGAGACGAGAAAAGAUAUGCUGAGUCAUCUUCUGUCCAAACAUGGCAGUCCCCUUUCUAGUCAGGAGUUAGACCACAUUGCACAAUUGACGGAGGGCUAUUCAGGUAGUGAUCUUAAUGCUUUGGCAAAGGAUGAAGCUCUUGGUCCAAUAAGAGAUUUAUCAACAAAAGAGGUGAAGACUGUGGAUGCAAAUCAAGUACGGAAUAUUACACAAAAGGAUUUUUUGGAGGCCCUCAAAAGAAUUCGACGAAGUGUCGCACCAGAAAGUUUACAUCAGUAUGAGACUUGGAAUUUAGAAUAUGGAGCUGUUGGUGUAUAAAGGGUGUAGGAAUUUAAUUUUUUUUAUAAUUUACAUUCCAGACUUGCAAUUUUUUCCAUUUCCAUUUGUAUCAUUGAAGUCAUAACUCAUGAGCUGUAUGUACUUGAAAAUCAGAAUUCAAGACUUUUUAAGGUACAUCAGUACCUUUCUAUGCAUUUGUAUACAUGCAUUAUGUAUUAUGAAGUGCUUUAAUUUUUGUAAAUCAUGUUAAUGACAUCCUUUUUGAGAACUUGCAAUUGUAAAAUAAGGUUGUCUUACAAGGGCAUUAACCUUAAUAACAAAUUUACCGAGACCUCAUUUGAUAAGUACAUGUAUAAAAAAAACCAUUUGGUUCAGUAACACCACAUGCAUUCAUAUCGGUGUACACUUAAGUAAGAAUAUGGUUACAAGAAUUUUGCUAAUUGUGUUUAUUUUAUAAUCCUUUACAAACUUGAAUGAGAAUGAAAAUAAAUUGUUUUCAAACCUAGUAACAAUGCAGAAACCAUGAACUAAAGAUAACAAGUUUGUCAAGAGUUUUUUGAAAUAUGAUCUCACACUUACAAGUGUGGCUUAAUAAAAAGUAGAUCAU